Messenger RNA from Eublepharis macularius, 2769 nucleotides. RefSeq names its product MYB proto-oncogene like 2 (gene MYBL2). The transcript has 14 exons. Gene Ontology annotation, molecular function: DNA-binding transcription factor activity, RNA polymerase II-specific; RNA polymerase II cis-regulatory region sequence-specific DNA binding. Gene Ontology annotation, cellular component: nucleus. The record is from RefSeq and is a predicted model, not a curated record. The coding region runs from base 69 to 2114 and encodes 681 amino acids. NCBI's taxonomy places the organism in Eukaryota, Metazoa, Chordata, Lepidosauria, Squamata, Eublepharidae. Gene Ontology annotation, biological process: regulation of DNA-templated transcription.
GGGGUUGCAAGAUCCAGCAGCUUCGUCCGUUCUUUGGAAAGUCAACCUAAUCGUUUGGAAAGGGCAAGAUGUCUCGCGGAAGUGAAGAACAAGAUGAAUUGCUUUACCAAGACCUGGAUGCGCCAGAACGGCGAGAUAACAGGUGCAAAGUCAAGUGGACACGUGAAGAGGAUGAACUACUGAAUUCCCUGGUGACAAAGUUUGGACAUGACUGGAAGUUCCUAGCAAGUCACUUUCCUAAUCGCACUGAACGGCAGUGUCAGCAUCGCUGGCUAAGGGUGUUAAAUCCAGUCUUGGUUAAAGGUCCUUGGACCAAAAAAGAAGACCAAAAGGUAAUUGAAUUGGUAAAAAAAUACGGCACAAAACAGUGGACGCUCAUAGCCAAACACUUGAAAGGCAGGCUGGGAAAACAGUGUCGAGAACGCUGGCACAACCACCUGAACCCUGAAGUGAAGAAGUCAUCCUGGACAGAGGAAGAGGACCGCAUCAUUUGUGAGGCUCACAAGGUUCUGGGGAACCGAUGGGCUGAGAUUGCUAAGCUGCUUCCAGGGAGGACUGACAAUGCUGUGAAGAACCACUGGAAUUCCACUAUCAAAAGGAAGGUGGACACGGGAGGUUUUCUUAAUGAAACUAAAGAAUCUAAGCCUCUCUAUCUGCUGGUGGAAGCUGAAAGCAAGGAAAGCCAGAAUGGACAGGAAGCGCCAAGCCAGCCAGCCUUUUUAGCCAACUGGCCUGUGAAUGCCUUGGAAACCAAAGAAGGGGAAGCCAACACUGAAGAGCCAGUUGGCUUCGACAAAGUGCCUUCUGAGCAGUCGCCUGUGGGAUUGGAGCAGGACAGUGCCAAGGAAGCCCCAGAAAACACAGUACCCGAUGAUGCCUUGGGGGAAGAUUCUCCAUAUACGUGGGUGGUAGAAGCUGGGAGCUAUUUGUGUGCGGCUGCCGUUCCAGCCAUUACAGAAGCUCUGGAUAUGAUUGAAUCUGACCCUGAUGGCUGGUGUGAUCUUACUCAGUUUGACCUGCCCGAGGAUCCCUCUGCAAGCAACAGCCCAGAUAAGCAAACAUCCAUCAAGUCCUACUCUUCCUUACCGAAUGUGACCGAAUACCGUUUGGAUGGCCACACCAUUUCUGACCUGAGCAAAGGCAGCAAGGGCGAGCUUAUCCCCAUCUCCCCACGCACUGAUAUGACCUUUGGCACUCCACCCUCAGUACUCAAGCGGCAAAAGAAAAGAAGGAUCAGCCUCUCACCAGUCACGGAGUGUGGCAACGUUACUAGCCUCUCCUUCCUGGACUCCUGUAGCAGCAUGACCCCUAAGAGCACCCCCGUCAAGAGCACCCCUGUCAAGCCACUGCCAUUCUCCCCCUCCCAGUUCCUGAAUUUCUGGACCAAACAAGACACUCUGGAUCUCGAGAACCCCUCAUUAACCUCCACACCUGUGUGCAGCCAGAAAGUAAUAGUGACCACACCAUUACACAGAGAUAAGACACCAUUGCUUCAGAAAAAUUCUGCGUUUGUGACACCUGAUCAGAAAUAUGUAGCAGACAGCACGCCUCAUACACCGACACCAUUCAAGAAUGCUCUGGAGAAGUAUGGACCACUGAGGCCUUUGCCGCCAACGCCUAGCUUGGAAGAGGAUUUGAAAGAAGUUCUACGGAGUGAGGCUGGUAUUGAGCUGAUCAUAGAAGAUGACGUGAAGCCAGAGAAGCAGAAGAGGAAACAAGGCCUACACAGGAGUCCCAUUAAAAAGGUCAGGAAAUCCCUUGCAUUAGACAUUAUGGAUGAAGACUUGAAGGUGACUGUUUCCACCAUGGCCAAACCCGUGUGCUUCAAAAGAGCUCAGUCUGUGAGCUUCCUUUCCCAGUCCCUAAACCUGUCUGUGUCAAGCAGCAAGAAUGACAGCCUGCUAAACCGAGGGUUUGUUCAAAUAAAGACCGAGAAAGUGCCGCCUUCCAAGAGAAUCCAAAGCAAAUACAGGCCGCCAGCUCUGAUGUCCAGUGCUUGGAAAACUGUGGCAUGUGGUGGCUCGAGAGACCAGCGGAUUAUGCAAGACAAAGCUCGACAGAUCUUGGGCAUGUUGAAACAAAACCACACAUCACGGACACUCAUCUUAUCUUGAAGGACUCUGUAGCCUUUUCUAGCUUUUCAUUUCUAUAUUUGAAUGGAAUGAGGCAACAGGCAAACAAACUAUUUCCUCCCCCUCGCCUUCAGUUUUGCCCAGAACUCUGUCAUGGAGAGUUCAAUUAAUUGCUCUAAAUUCUGGGUUCUAAAUGGGAUGUAGUUUGGGAAGUCUUGGGUAGAAGAAUGAAUGCGGGAUUUGGACAACAGCCCAACAUUGUUAAAGCUGAUGUGUACCCACUUUCCUUGACAAUCGUCUUCUCCUAUUUCCACAAAUGGAACUUGACAGCUUUAUUAGUCUUGCCUUCAACUGAUACAGGAAAGUGAUGUAAGAGGUGGAUCAGUGGUUGGUAGAGAACAUGCCUUGGACUCUGUAUUUAGUUUUGACCUUCCUGAGUGGAUCCCUGAAAGUGCAAUUCUUUAAAGUCCCUGCCAGUUUCAUCAGUACAAUCAUGUAUGUUGAUCGUCUUGGCUUUGACUUCAUGGGUUACCAGCAGUGGGUUGGGAUAGAAGGAAGAAUACCUGUUACACAAUGGAAGUAUCUUCUGUUAUGCUCGUUAGAUUGAAGGAACUGAGUGGAUUGGCAUACUGUUUGUUGCAAUAUAUAAGAGUAGGAAUAAUCUCUGGAGCAUUGCCGUCUAUAUUAAUAAUUAAUA